This is a messenger RNA of Medicago truncatula (barrel medic), 2094 nucleotides long. Its product is annotated as alcohol-forming fatty acyl-CoA reductase. Bases 176 to 1651 code for a protein of 491 amino acids. Lineage: Eukaryota; Viridiplantae; Streptophyta; Magnoliopsida; Fabales; Fabaceae. The transcript has 10 exons. Gene Ontology annotation, biological process: suberin biosynthetic process; long-chain fatty-acyl-CoA metabolic process. The record is from RefSeq and is a predicted model, not a curated record. Gene Ontology annotation, molecular function: alcohol-forming very long-chain fatty acyl-CoA reductase (NADP+) activity. Gene Ontology annotation, cellular component: intracellular membrane-bounded organelle.
AUUGCUGUUCCCACUUGAUUUCUCUUUAUAUGAAAUGGCCAAAUGGGCUUAUACUUCUCCACUCUCUUGUGUCGGUUUUCUCUGAAAAAUUCACUGUUCAACCUUUUCCUCUCAUUAAAUACUUAAUUUGACACACUUUAUUCUUCUUUUUUCUGUUUUUGUUUUUAUUGCUACAAUGGAGUUGGGAAGUGUACUCCAUUUUCUUCAAGAUAAGACCAUUUUAAUCACUGGUGCCACUGGUUUUCUUGCUAAAAUUUUGUUGGAGAAGAUAUUGAGAGUUCAACCAAAUGUUAAGAAGCUUUAUCUUCUUUUAAGAGCUUCAGAUGCAAAAUCUGCUUCUCAUCGCUUUCACAAUGAGAUAAUAGGAAAGGACUUGUUUAAAUGUCUAAAGGAAAAAUUGGGGGCAAAUUUUACUACAUUUCUUUCGGAAAAGUUGACUCUAGUACCUGGGGACAUUUCUCUUGAAGACUUGGGAUUGGAAGAUUCUAUUCUAAAGGAAGAAAUUCACAAUCAAAUAGAUGUUAUUGUUAAUUUAGCUGCAAAUACAAACUUUGAUGAAAGGUAUGAUAUAUCUUUGGGCCUAAAUACAUUUGGGAUUAAGUAUAUUAUAAACUUUGCAAAAAAAUGCAAUAAACUCAAGGUUCUUGUGCAUGUAUCAACAGCAUAUGUAUGUGGGGAGGGAGAAGGGCUCAUAUUAGAGAAACCAUAUCACUUGGGUCACUCCUUAAAUGGUGUGAAUGGAUUAGAUGUUGACAUAGAAGAGAAAGUGGUGCGAGAUAAAUUGUGUGAGUUACAACAGCUGGGAGCAACAGAGGAUGAAAUUAAAAUGGCCAUGAAGAACUUGGGUAUUAGCAGGGCAAAAUUAUAUGGAUGGCCAAACACAUACGUAUUCACAAAAGCAAUGGGAGAAAUGCUUGUGGGGCAAUUGAAAGGAAACUUGUCUGUUGUUAUUAUUCGUCCAGCCAUUGUCACCAGUACAUUCAAAGAACCUUUCCCUGGUUGGUCUGAAGGUGUAAGGACUAUUGACAGUUUAGCUGUAGCUUAUGGGAAAGGAAAAUUAACAUGCUUCCUUGGAGAUCUUAAUGCAAUUGUUGAUGUGAUACCAGCUGACAUGGUGGUGAAUUCAAUAUUAGUGGCCAUUGUAGCUCAUGCAAAUCAUCCUAAUAACGAUGCUAUAUAUCAUGUUGGUUCCUCUAUUAGAAGACCUCUUAUGUAUAGUGAUCUUCAAGAAUUUGGCUUUAGACAUUUCAAAGCAAAACCAUAUAUAAACAAAGAUGGAAAGCCUGUUAAAGUUGGUAAAGUUACAGUGUUUAGCAACAUGGACAGCUUCAGCAGAUUCAUGUUCAUUCGUUACCUUCUUAUGUUAAAGGGACUUGAGAUAGCUAAUACUGCACUUUGCCAGUAUUUCAAAGGGACAUAUCUUGAUCUCAAAAGGAAGAUCCAAAUUGUUAUGCGGCUGGUAGACCUCUACAAGCCUUACUUGUUCUUCAAGGGCGUAUUUGAUGACAUGAAUACAGAGAAGUUGAGAAUGGCAGCAAGACAAGGUGGGGUGGAGACAGAUUUGUUUUAUUUUGAUCCCAAAGUGAUCAAAUGGGAUGAUUAUUUCUUGAACAUUCACCUCCCUGGCGUCGUUAAAUACAUUCUAAAGUGAUACCAUAUAAAAUGAUGAGAUACAUAUAUAUGCUGGAAGAAUAUGAAUUGUAUCAAAAAGCGCUUUUAAGCGCUCUUUUUAGCAUUCAUUGUUUUAUUGGGUGAAAUCAAUGUAUGUCCACCACUUUAUGCAAGCUUCAUUUUCAAAGUAUAGGUCCCACAUUAAUUUAAACCAAUAAAAUAGUGAAUGAUAGAUAGAGUUCUCAAAAGAGAGUGUUAUUAGCAUUUAUCACUGGAAUAAUGUUGUUAAGUUCAAAUUUGUGAUGGAAGAAUUACACUAGUGUUGCUUGAUGGUAGUCUAAAUUGUGUUAGCUAGCUGCCAAUUAUGUUAAUUUCAAAGGUUUGAUCAAUAUUGAUAAGUGUAUUAUCAAAUAUCAUAUAUAUGUUUCUUUUCUCUUAAAUAUAACUAUUUCAUAUAAUACUAUUUCAGCUUGGUUUGUUGGA